Molecule: messenger RNA, 285 nt
Organism: Spirometra erinaceieuropaei
Lineage: Eukaryota; Metazoa; Platyhelminthes; Cestoda; Diphyllobothriidea; Diphyllobothriidae
Source: the annotation of a GenBank genome assembly
AUGACCUACCUCAUCACCGGUGGUCACAGUCCGACCGCCGUCACCUCGGUCCUCGCUGCCGCAACACUCGCAAAGUCGACAACGACUACCAGCUUUCCCUCUCCCGCCACCAGUGAGAACGUGCCCGACGCAUCGUCAGCCACUACCCCUACCUUCAACCCUCCCACCAAGCCCGCUCUGCCAACGAACAUUCCGCGUGAGGAUCGACCUUGUCGGACAUCUGCGGACUCAGUGCACCAGCGGCCGACAGUCCCCACUGCUGCCUCUCCGACCGCCCUGCGCUGA